This is a messenger RNA of Gymnogyps californianus (California condor), 221 nucleotides long. RefSeq names its product phorbol-12-myristate-13-acetate-induced protein 1 (gene PMAIP1). The transcript is spliced from 2 exons. NCBI's taxonomy places the organism in Eukaryota, Metazoa, Chordata, Aves, Accipitriformes, Cathartidae. Bases 1 to 165 code for a protein of 54 amino acids. Gene Ontology annotation, biological process: release of cytochrome c from mitochondria; DNA damage response; apoptotic process. The record is from RefSeq and is a predicted model, not a curated record.
AUGAUGCCUGGGAGGACCCUGCGCAAGGCCGCGCAGCCCGCCGCUCCCGCAGAGCGGGAGGUGGUGGCGGAGUGCGCCCUCCAGCUGCGCAGGAUAGGCGACAAGUGGGACCUGCGGCAGAAGAUCCUGAACCUGCUCGCAAAGCUGUUCUGCCCCGAAACGUGAGCUCCCCUCGGACACGGUGUGCUGAAAAGCAGGGGAAGACCUUGGCUUUGUGGAUU